CGGGCUGCUGCGGAAUCAUCGUCGUUUGUGUGUGUGCAGCUUUUCUCGUGGAUCAUGGUGUCGCGAGGCGGGACGCGAGAGUUCUAUUUCAACACGGUUCUGUCGCUCGCGCGUUCACUGGCAGCGCACCGCCCGGCGCCCGUCGAGAAGGUGCAGAAGUUAUUAUGCAUGUGUCCAUGCGACAGCCGCGGCGUCUUCACUCUGGAUGUCCGCCGCAGGGAUGCCGUCAUCGCACUGGCCGUGUUCCUGGUCGAGUCUGAUUUACAGCACAAAGACACGGUGGUAAGUUACCUGUUGAGUCUGCUCAAGGGAUUACCCAGAGUGCAGUGGGUGGAGGAGAAUGCUUGGAGGAAGUGUAAAGAGACUCUCCCCAUGGCAGAAAACUUCAGCUUCUGUCUGGUGACGCUCCUGUCUGACGUCGCUCAGAGAGACCCGGAGUCUCGCUCACAGAUUCUGGAUGCUGUGAUGGAAGUGAUGCAGUCUCUGCUGGAGAUCUGCCAGACGCCCGAGAACCAUGAUAAAGUCUACCUGUGCAGGUAUGCUGUUCCGUGUCUUCUGGGCGUGGCCCGAGCGUUUGGUCGCUAUGGUAAUGGCGGCGAGCCCCUCCUCUCUCAGCUGUUUCCGCGAGGAGCGCCGCAGCCGGCUCAGCGUGUGUCUGUGGAGACCGAGGGCGUUCGGAGGAGAUCCUUCAAUGACUUCCGCUCUAUUUUACCCAGUUCACUGCUCACGGCCUGUCAGGGAGACAUGCUGAGACGCAAGAGCGGCAUCGCUAACCCUGACGCACAGGGGAGUCCGGACAGAGGUGGACCAUCGCCCUGCUCUCCCACAGCUCCAGGACCACAGUAUUUUGAAGGUUCGUGUCUGGCGGAGGGUAGUGUGGUGAAUCCAGAUUAUUACUUCACGACGGUCAGCUCCAGUUUCUCCAUCUCUCCUCUCUUCACUGGAGCCAGCGGACAAGAAAUAAGCGUCCCUUUAGAGCUGCUGAUCCGCCUCUUACAGAUGGUGAAGCAUUUCGUCUCUGAUUCAUUCCUCAAGACUCUGGACGCUGUCGUGUCUGAGGUUACAGAGGCAAAUCCAGGCAUCGAUCUCUUUUACAAAACCUUCAGCGACCCGCUAUACGUCAGCAUGUUCAAGAUGCUGCGAGACACGCUCUAUCACAUGAAAGAUGUGCAGACGAGCUUCGUUAAAGAGGUGCAUGACUUCAUUCUGGAGCAGUUCAGCAGCAGCCAAUCAGAGAUCCAGAAGGUUCUCAGUGAGGAACGGUUGCCAGGGGAACCCAGUCCUCUCAAGCUCCGUUGUCAUGCCAACGCAGCCUGUGUGGACCUCAUGGUGUGGGCCGUCAAAGAUGAGCAAGGAGCUGAGAAUCUGUGCACUAAACUGUCAGAGAAACUUCAGUCCAAGACGUCCAGUAAGGUGAUCAUCGCUCACAUGCCGCUUUACCUGUAUGUAGAUGCUGUUCCUUCUGCUGCCCUUUUCACAUCUUUUCCUUUAGGAGGCGGUGGGAUCAAAAUCAACGUGACCAAUGAACAUUCUCAGUCCACGCUCAACCUGCUGUCCAACAGAAAGGACCAGUCCAUGUACGAGCAGCUCCGAGACAUUUCCAUCGACAACAUCUGCAGAUGUCUGAAAGCUGGCCUCACUAUGGAUCCUGUAAUAGUGGAGGCGUUCUUAGCCAGCCUGUCAAACCGGCUCUACAUCUCCCAGGAAAAUGACAAAGAGGCUCAUCUCAUCCCGGAUCACACCAUCCGUGCGCUCGGACACAUCGCUGUGGCCAUGAGAGACUGUCCUAAAGUCAUGGAGCCCAUCCUGCAGAUCCUGCAGCAGAAGUUCUGCCAGCCGCCCUCGCAGCUAGACGUGCUGAUCAUAGACCAGCUGGGCUGCAUGGUCAUUACGGGGAACGUGAGGAUCUCAUUUACACACAUAAUUACAGCUGCUCGCUGCGUGAAGCUGCAGCGUUUAUUUCCAAGAGAAUCGCGAUGCAUUCGCAAAAUCGAAUCGAUUUAUCGUCGCAGCCCUAGUGAACGUUCUGAAAGUUACAAUAUCUCCAUGAUAUUUUACAUCUGUGCUGUUAAUUUAUUAAAUCUGCUUCCAGUGUGUCUCUGGUGGUGGUUUAAUAUAAAGCGUGUGUGUUUGUGCAGGCACUGCUCUCUAGCUGUGAUAAACGCCCUGGCUAAUAUCGCGGCUAACCUGCAGGGGGAGCAGUUGGUGGACGAGCUUCUGGUCAAUCUGCUGGAGCUGUUCGUUCAGCUCGGCCUGGAGGGCAAGAGAGCCAGUGAACGCGCCAGUGAUAAAGGACCGGCCCUCAAAGCGUCCAGCAGUGCUGGUAAUCUAGGCGUCCUCAUCCCUGUAAUCGCUGUGUUGACCCGCCGGUUGCCUCCCAUUAAAGAGGCCAAACCUCGCCUUCAGAAGCUCUUUAGAGAUUUCUGGCUCUAUUCUGUGGUCAUGGGAUUUGCUGUGGAAGGUUCUGGUCUGUGGCCUGAGGAAUGGUACGAGGGAGUGUGUGAAAUCGCCACAAAAUCUCCACUGCUCACGUUCCCCAGUGGAGAACCGCUGCGUUCAGAGCUCCAGUACAACUCGGCUCUGAAGAACGACACGGUUACUCCGGCGGAGUUAAGUGAACUGCGCAGCACCAUCAUUAAUUUGUUGGAUCCGUCACCUGAAGCCGCCGCCCUCAUCAAUAAACUCGACUUUGCCAUGUGCACUUACCUGCUGUCUGUGUACCGGCUGGAGUAUAUGAGGAUGCUGCACUCGAAUGAUGCCGACCGCUUCCAGGUGAUGUUCAGAUACUUUGAGGACAAAGCCAUCCAGAAAGACAAAUCAGGCAUGAUGCAGUGUGUGAUUUGUGUGGGUGAUAAAGUCUUCGAGGUUUUCCUGCAGAUGAUGGCUGAGAAACCCAAGACUAAAGAGCACGAGGAGGAGCUGGAGCGCCACGCUCAGUUCCUAUUGGUCAACUUUAACCACACCCACAAGAGGAUCCGCAGGGUGGCAGAUAAAUACCUCUCAGGACUCGCAGAAACGUUUCCUCAUCUUCUGUGGAGUGGAAGAGUUUUGAAGACCAUGUUGGACAUCCUGCAGACUCUGUCUCUGUCCCUGAGCGCCGACAUCCACAAGGACCAGCCGUACUACGACAUUCCCGACACUCCGUACAGAAUAACGGUCCCAGACACGCAUGAGGCGCGAGAGAGCAUCGUGAAGGACUUUGCCGCCCGCUGUGGAGAGAUCUUGAAGGAGGCCAUGAAAUGGGCCGCUUCGGUUACCAAAUCUCAUCUCCAGGAGUAUCUGAACAAGCAUCAGAACUGGCUGUCGGGUUUGUCUCAGCACACGGGUUUGGCGAUGGCUACCGAGAGCAUUCUCAGCUUCGCGGGAUACAACCGUCAAAGCACAACGCUGGGGGUUACCCAGCUGACGGAGCGGCCCACCUGUGUGAAGAAGGACUACUCCAACUUCAUGGCAUCGCUCAACCUGCGGAAUCGCUACACUGGAGAGGUUGCUGGGAUGCUUCAGUUUGCCAAAGCGACACACAGUGAGUCAAACCUCAGCAAGCUGAUGGUUUCUCAGAUGAGUGAUGCUCUGGAUGCCAAAGACUCAGAUGCCUUCACACAGAACAUGUUCAAGAUGACCGCGCUGCUUAUCAGCACUAAAGAUUGGGAUCUUCAGCUGCUGCAUCAUCUCUGCUGGUCUCCUCUGAAGAUGUUCACUGAGCAGGGAAUGGAGACGGCCAUCGCCUGCUGGGAGUGGCUGCUCGCUGCCCGCGAUGGGAUUGAAGUCCAGUUCAUGCGUGAGAUGGCGGCCGCCUGGCAGAUGACCGUCGAGCUGAAGAUGGGCUUGUUCUCAGAGACGGAGUCGGAGGCCGAUCCUUUAGCUGCUUCAGAAGAGAGUCAACCGCUGCCCCGUCCACCCAACGUCACGCCACAUUCGCUCUGGAUUGAGUUUCUAGUGCAGAGAUUUGAAAUCGCCAAGUACUGCAGUGCAGAUCAGGUGGAGAUCUUCACCGGCGUCCUGCAGAGGGCGCUGUCUCUCAGCGUCGGCGGGCCCAAGAGCUGCCUGAACCGCCACGUAGCUGCUAUAGGACCCCGAUUCAGGCUGCUGACUCUCAGUCUCACUCUUCUUCACGCUGAUGUGGUCACUAACUCCACCAUCCGUAACGUCCUGAGAGAGAAGAUCUACUCUACUGCCUUUGAUUACUUCAGUGUGGCUCCACGGUUCCCCACGCAGCCGGAGAAACGCCUGCGCGAAGACAUCAGCAUCAUGAUCAAGUUCUACGCCUGUCUGCUGUCGGAUAAGAAAUAUCUCACGGCCACUCAGCUCGUGCCACCAGAUCCUCAGGACGUGUCGGUGAACAGUCUGUCUGUGAUGGCGGUGACGGACUCCAGGAGCAGUCUGGACGCAGCUGUGGGCUCCAGACAGCAGGCCACACAGGGCUGGAUCAACACAUACCCACUGUCCAGCGGCGUCUCCACGCUCUCCAAGAAAUCAGGUCUGUUAAAGAAGACGAACAGAGGAACUCAGCUGCAUAAAUACUUCAUGAAACGCAGAACGCUGCUGCUGGCCCUGCUGGCCAGUGAGGUGGAGCGUCUGACCACUUGGUACAAUCCUCUGGGCAGCCAGGAGCUGCAGAUCUCCGCCGAACAGUCUGUGGAGACCAGCAUCACCAACUGGAGGUCCAAAUACAUCAGCCUGACCGAGAAACAGUGGAAGGACAACGUUAAUCUAGCGUGGAGCAUCUCGCCGUACCUCGCACUACAGCUGCCGGCCAGGUUCAAGAACACAGAAGCCAUUUUCUCAGAAGUGACCCGCUUGGUUCGGCUGGAUCCGGGAGCCGUCAGUGACGUUCCUGAGGCUGUGAAGUUUUUAGUGACGUGGCACACGAUCGACGCUGAUUCUCCUGAACUGAGUCAUAUCUUGUGUUGGGCUCCGGCCGAUCCUCCCACGGGACUCUCGUAUUUCUCCAGCAUGUAUCCGCCGCAUCCGCUGACAGCACAGUACGCCGUCAAAGUCCUGCGCUCCUUCCCUCCUGAUGCUAUUCUGUUUUACAUCCCACAAAUUGUUCAGGCCCUCCGUUAUGACAAGGUAUAGUGUGUGUG
Molecule: messenger RNA, 5084 nt
Organism: Sinocyclocheilus anshuiensis
Lineage: Eukaryota; Metazoa; Chordata; Actinopteri; Cypriniformes; Cyprinidae
Product: phosphatidylinositol 4-kinase alpha-like
Exons: 40
Coding region: 55-5076 (1673 amino acids)
Biological process (GO): phosphatidylinositol phosphate biosynthetic process; phosphatidylinositol-mediated signaling
Cellular component (GO): cytoplasm; plasma membrane
Molecular function (GO): 1-phosphatidylinositol 4-kinase activity
Source: RefSeq, a predicted model, not a curated record